AUGCAACAAAAUAUAGUUUUUGAUAUUUCUUCAGACAACAGUUCUUCAUCAAAUGAAGAUGAAUUCAUUAAAAUUGAUCAAUAAAACAGCUCAGUAAAUUAUAUUUCAAAUACAAAUAGAUUUUAAGUGUAAGAGCUCCUAAUUUAUUUGACAGCGAUACACCUUAAAAUUUUCAAUAAAUUCCAGAAUCUACACAUUCAGUCAGAAAAUAGCCUACAGUCACAUUUGACACUAUAAAUACAAGUGAAGGAGAAAAAAGAUAUUUAAUUAAAUGGAAUCUAUAAGAAAAAGAAAAUAGAAAUCGCAAUACUUGUAUAACCAAAACACAAUUAAAUGAAAAAGGUAGAGCAAAUAGUAAAAAGCAUGUUAAUGAGAGUGUUGAAUAUUUAUAAAAAUAGAAGACUGAUUAAUAAUAACAAAUUAAGUCUAAUCAAUGUAAGUAGUUGUUAUUAAUAACAAUUUAGAUAAAAAAAGUUAGUAAGCUAAAAGAGUCUCUAAUGUCUGUUAUUCUUCAAUAGAUAAUUUUUAGAAUCAAUCUAUGGCAUAAGAAUUAUUAGAAUUAGAUUUACCUGCUCUUAUUUCUUAAAUUACUAAUAAAAGAAGAGUUAAUAAUAGUUUUCAUAAUAAUACUAAUAAUACUGUAUAUAAUUCUAAUGCAAAGUAUCAUUAUUAUUGUUAAUGUUAGCUAGACCCUAAAUGCAAUAAAAGUAAGGAUGCAUUGUUCGAUAAUCAUUUAAUAAAUAAAGUUCUUAAUAAGAAAUCGCUAUAGUUUAAUAAACAAGAGAAAGAUCAAUCACUUUGAUUUUGAGAUAACCUGGCAAAAUUGUUAAUUAAAAAUAGUUAAAAAGUAAUAGCAUUGCUUUAAGAAAGUGAAGAAAGGUGAAGAUAUAUUGUUUUUACUUUUAAUUAUUAUUAUUAAUUUUUUUAAUUAAAAUGAAUUGUCUUUUCUGUUAGCCGAUUCGGAAGACUUUAUACGGCAAUAACUUUGAGAAAAUGCAGUUUAAAGGUAGACUGAAAUUAAAUUAAUUAUCAAGAAAGUAUCCUUACCAGAGAGGAUCACUAAUUCUCUUUAUAAUAAAUAUGCUGAAUCACAAAACUACUAUUUUACUAAGGAUAUCAAUGAAAUCAUAUUGGAUCAACCAACUAAACCUAAUAUAGUAUUCAAAGUAAGAAUCAUCAAUAUUAUAAUUAGGAUUUAGCAUUGUUGGAUGAAGAAGUUGAAUAUAUUAAAAAAAUAUAUCAACCUCAUAGUUUAGACAAUAAAAUGGAAGUUUUAACAGAAUUUUACAAAGUAUAAUUGCAAUUAGAUCUUUUAGUUUCAUAACGAUUUACCUAGAUGGGCUGUUUCUAGUUCUAUUGUAAAUAUUUUGAAUGAAUAUUAUAAUUAAAAAAGGAAACUCGAAUACUACAAAAUUUAGAAAAUAAUUGAUGAAGAAAAUAAAAAUAAUCCAGAAAAACCUCCUAAAGGAAUAGUAGGAGAUGAACCUAUCUAAACAGAAAGUACUCCUCCUUCUCAUACAAUUGAAAGUGGAAUCAUUGUUGGAAAUGUAUUAGAUGAAUUAUAAAAUACACCUUCUUAUUCAAAACAUAAUUAAGAAAAAAACAGUAAAAAAAUUAAUAAUAAUAAUAAUAAUAAUAUUCAUUAAUAACUUUUAAAAAUUGAAAAAUUGAAAACAGAAAGAUAAUAAGAUAAUAAUAAUAUAAUCAAAGAAUUCAAAUUAUAAUAAUUACUUACAACUGAUAAAAUGAAAAAUAUUAAAUAAUUAAUAACUUCUUAAAAAAGACAAUUAAAAAUCAUUCAUCCUGAUUAAUGUGGAGAGUUAGAUCCACCAAAGCCAAAAUUAAAACAUCAAUAAAUAUUAGAAUAAUGUAAUUUAUAUAUUUAUGAAGUACAUAAAAGAGUAAAUGAAAAGAUCUAAUUAAAAAAAAAAAAUUUACUAUAAAAUAAAGAUCCAUCUAGAGAAAUUAAAAGUGUUCAUUUUGGGGAAGACAAAAAAGAAAACUUUUUCAAAUCUCCUAGAAAUAUGAAAACUUAAUGUACUUCAAAAAUGACACCUAAAUCUAAUAGCAAAGUAGGUAAAACAUAAACCUUUCAUGAUAGUUCAUCAAGGUAAUUAAAUGUUUUAUAAAUUAUUAGAAAAUUGAACAAUAAUCUAUUAUCAACUAGAAAUAUUGGAGCUAAGACUUGUCAUUAAAUAAGCAAUAAUAUCAAAGCAAAAAUGCAAUCAAAACCUAUAUCAUUUAAAACUCUUACUACCCCAAGAUCUAUCUAAUAAAAGUUAUCAUAAUGAAAAAAGUG
Paramecium sonneborni is the source of this 2299-nucleotide messenger RNA. Lineage: Eukaryota; Ciliophora; Oligohymenophorea; Peniculida; Parameciidae. The record is from the annotation of a GenBank genome assembly.